Molecule: messenger RNA, 2679 nt
Organism: Myripristis murdjan (pinecone soldierfish)
Lineage: Eukaryota; Metazoa; Chordata; Actinopteri; Holocentriformes; Holocentridae
Gene: glb1
Product: galactosidase, beta 1
Exons: 16
Coding region: 146-2092 (648 amino acids)
Biological process (GO): carbohydrate metabolic process
Molecular function (GO): beta-galactosidase activity
Source: RefSeq, a predicted model, not a curated record
UCACAUGACUUUACUUCCGCAACUUCUGAUGCUGCAAUUCAUUUGGAAGACCGCAGCGUUCAGCGGGGUCCGGUGGAUGUUAGAGGACACAGCCGUGUGAUUGCACUUUUUAAACACCAAAGGCAGGACCUGGUCGAGCCGCACCAUGUCUUUCUUCAGGGCUGCAACCGUGCUGCUGUUCCUCUUCGGAUACUCGCUCGGGGCACCCGGUUCGUUCAGUGUGGACUACAAGAAUGACUGCUUUCGGAAAGAUGGGGAAGCUUUUCGCUACAUAUCUGGGAGCAUCCACUACAGCAGGAUCCCGAGAGUCUACUGGAAAGAUCGGCUGCUUAAGAUGUACAUGGCCGGACUGAACGCCAUUCAGACGUACAUUCCCUGGAACUACCAUGAGCCGUCUCCAGACCAAUACAAUUUCAGUGGAGACAGGGAUGUCAAGCAUUUCCUCCAGCUGGCCCAAGACAUUGGUUUAUUGGUCAUCCUCAGACCUGGUCCCUACAUAUGUGCAGAGUGGGACAUGGGAGGCCUGCCUGCUUGGCUUCUGAGCAAGAAAGACAUUGUACUGCGGUCAUCAGAUCCAGAUUACAUUGCAGCAGUGGACAAGUGGAUGGGGAAAAUACUGCCUAUGAUAAAGCCUUUUCUCUAUCAGAACGGUGGUCCUAUCAUCACUGUACAGGUUGAGAAUGAAUAUGGCAGCUACUUCGCCUGUGACUACAACUACAUGCGUCACCUGACCAAGCUGUUUCAGUCCCACCUGGGGAAUGAUGUGGUGUUGUUCACCACAGAUGGGGCUGGGCUAAACUAUCUUAAGUGUGGCUCAAUACAGGGUCUUUAUGCAACCGUUGACUUUGGACCAGGUGCAAACGUAACAGCUGCUUUUGCUGCACAGAGACACGCCGAACCUCAUGGACCUUUGGUCAAUUCUGAAUUUUACGCUGGCUGGCUGGAUAACUGGGGCAGAGCCCACACAACAGUGCCUUCUGCCAUCGUGACAAAGGCCCUCAAUGAAAUCCUGUCUCUUGGAGCAAAUGUUAACCUGUACAUGUUCAUUGGAGGAACAAAUUUUGAAUACUGGAAUGGUGCCAAUUCACCCUAUGCCCCACAGCCUACCAGCUACGAUUAUGAUGCCCCUCUUACAGAGGCAGGAGACCUCACAGAAAAGUACUUUGCCAUUAAAGAGGUGAUCAAAAUGCACCGUAAAAUACCAGAGGGACCAGUACCACCAACAACUCCAAAGUAUGCAUACGGGGCUGUCAAAAUGAAGAAGCUCCAAACAGUGUCAGAUGCCAUAGACAAACUGUCUUUCUCCGGCCCUGUCAAAAGCAUGUAUCCUCUAACUUUCAUUGAAUUAAACCAGGCUUUUGGGUUUGUCCUCUACAGGACGAAGCUGCCUGUCAACUGUAGCACACCAACUCCUCUGUCUUCUCCACUGAACGGGGUUCAUGAUAGGGCAUAUGUGUCCGUGGACGGGGUGGCCGUAGGAAUCCUUGAAAGGAACAAAGUCUUAACUGUUAAUGUGACUGGGAAGGCUGGCAACCUGGUGGACAUACUGGUGGAGAAUAUGGGUCGCAUCAACUACGGAGGAGGCAUCAAUGACUUUAAGGGCUUGGUGUCCAACCUGACGUUGGGGUCAGACUUGCUCAAAGACUGGGCUGUUUACAGUCUCAGCAUUGAUGACGCAGUCAGCCAGGGUCUCCUUGGGGAAAUUGAAUCCACAGCCACAGAUUCACCUCAGAAUCACACUCUCUCCCUGCCGGCCUUCUACAGUGGCAGCUUUAUCAUUCCAGACGGCAUCCCAGACCUGCCCCAGGACACCUACAUUAAGCUCCCUGACUGGAGGAAGGGUCAGGUUUGGAUUAAUGGCUUCAACAUGGGACGUUACUGGCCAAGCCGAGGUCCUCAAGUGACACUUUUUGUGCCUUCCAGCAUCCUCAGCACAGCUGCACCCAACAAUGUUACUGUCCUAGAGCUGGAAGCGGCACCCUGCACCUCAGGACCGUGCACUGUGGAGUUCACAGACACUCCCAUCCUGAAUGCCCCAGUGCAGUAUGCCGACAGACAGCAGAGAUUAUUUACCAGAGAUGAUUUCUUGUAACUGUUGACACAGUUUUGUAAAAAAGGGAUAAAUUUGCACUGCUCAUUGAUGUACAGUCUCGAAUCAGCACCUGUCUUAACUAGAUAUUUAACUUGCAAAAGCUGUAUUGAUGUAAACAGCAUGGUGGAAGUCAUGUUUACAACACUUGCCAUGAUGAGCUAUAAGGUAAAGUACAAGGCUCAUCUAAAUUUAUAAUAACCUUAACAUUUGGGAUUAGACAUCAAUGAUUGAAUGUUUCUUAAUGAAAAGCAGGAAAGUUGUAAAUUAUUAUUAUUUUUUAUUAUUUUUUUUUUUUUUAAAUCAAAACUGUCACACCAAUCGUGGAUGGGCCUACCUCAGUGAUUUUGCAUAAGUCUAUUCAUAGCCUUUACCAAUUUUUGCCUGGAGCGGAUAUUGCCAGCUGGCGCAGAACAGAGCUAUCAUUUACAAAGUAUAAUGCAAAAAAAGAAAAAAAAAAUCUAAUGGAAUCUAAUGGAAAUCACUUCAGGGAAAGGUGUUGAAGGAUAAGUAAUAUGACUGUGAUGUUUAAAAUUUGAAAUGAUGUUGCACUUACUGAAUAUUUGUGCAUUUUAAAUAAAAUGUUUCAA